AGAACCCCACAUUCCUCUGUAAACCAUCAUUUUCCCUCCAUCUUGUACCCUACUCUAUUCUCGUCUCCCCAAAACACCCGCCUUUUUCUACUCUUUCAGUUCAGGUUGGGGCUUCGACGAAGCUCUCGCUUUGCUGCUUAGGGCUUCGUCGGGUGUUGCUUUUUUUUUCUUUUUUCCGGAUGAUUAUGGACGAGAAACUAGGUGCUUAACUUAACCCUAUAACAACUAGGUGUUCUUGCAUCGACGGUCGAUGGGGAAGAGGAAGACGAAGGUUGUCGUAUCGUCAUCAGACGACGACGACGAUAAAACCUUCUCGUUGCGUUCGAAGACGACGAGCAAUCCGAAGUUGAAAUCGAGACCAUCGUCAGUUCCUCGGGCAAACAGUAGAAGAACGGCUACUAAGAAGGCACGCCUCUCGGAUUCUCGUGCUGUUUCGUGUAAAGAAUCCAGUGGCUUUGAUGAGAUCAAGCUGUUCUGUGAGGAUUUCGAUGAAGGCUUCAAUGGUUUUAGGAUGUCUACUGGUUCUGGAAGGAGCAACGGGAAGGACCUAUGGGUUGAUAAAUACAAGCCUGGUUCCUUGGAGGAGCUUGCUGUUCACAAAAAGAAGGUUGAAGAAGUUAAAAUGUGGUUUGAGAAAAGAUUGAAAAGGCAAAAGGAGGAAUUAUUUAAUAAUGUCCUUGUCAUCACUGGACAAGCUGGAGUUGGAAAAUCUGCGACUGUACAUGUGAUUGCAUCUCAUCUCAGAGCCACAGUAUGUGAGUGGAACACACCUACUCCAACAAUUUGGCAGGAACAUUUGCAUAACUCCAAUUUAGGAGUACGAUACAUGUCAAAGUUGGAUGAGUUUGAAAAUUUUGUUGAGAGGACAAGGAAGUAUGGAUUAAUUCCCUCAUCAUUUAGCGGACAAUCACAAGCUUCAGUGAUACUCGUAAUUGAUGAUCUUCCUGUGGCAAAUGGUAGAGUCGCGUUUGAAAAACUAAACAAGUGUUUGCAUCUUCUUGUGCAAUCUGCUUUAGUUCCGACAGUCAUAUUGAUAACUGACUGUGGUGAGGCCGACUCUUCAGACAAUAACCCACAGAGCUGGGAAGAACUUCAGUCAUCUCUUCAGAGAGCUGGUGCUUGUAAGGUGGCUUUCAAUCCUAUUACAGUAAACUCCAUCAAGAAGACACUUUCUAGAAUAUGCAGAGAAGAGCACUUGAAUGUGGAUGGUGAACAAAUAGAUCUAAUAGCAAAAGCCAGUGGAGGUGAUAUUAGACAUGCAAUCACGACUUUACAGUACUUCUGUAUGAAACCACACCCAAGGCUCUCUUUAUCUUCUUCCAAUGGUACUCCCACUUAUUCAAAAGAACGAUCAGAUGAUAUGAGUUGUCUGGACGAUAGAUUUUCUUUACCAUUUGGCAGAGAUGAAACUCUCUCUCUGUUUCAUGCCCUGGGAAAAUUUCUUCACAACAAAAGAGAGACAGAAAAUUCUAUUUCAUUUGAGCAAGGUGGAUUUCUUGUGAAGGAGAGAUUUGCCAGACUUCCGGUGAAAAUGGAUGCUCCAGAAAAGGUUCUUUGCAAAGCACAUGGUCAAGCAAGGCCUGUCACUGACUUUCUGCACGAAAAUGUUUUAGAUUUCCUGAGUGAGGAAGCAAUAGAUGAUGCUUGUGUAGUGACUUCAUACCUUAGUGAUGCCGACUUCCUUCUUGCUUCACUAAGUGGAAUGAUAACCAGAAAUUACGAGGCAGAGAAUGUUAUACAAUCUGCUGCUGCUUCAGUCGCUGUCCGAGGGGUGCUAUUUGGAAAUUUUCAUCCGUUGUCUUCCAGGUACUUUUGUGGCAUACCAUUCGACGUCCAAGUCUCUGGCAGGUUGAGCAAUCAUUACGUUACAAUAAGGUCUGUUGUAAUCGAGUUGGAGACGGUAAGGCAGAGAUGCAUAGGGUAUGACGGCAUGUGCUUAUCUGACUUUUCGGUUGUGGCUACUGAGUUUAAACCUGCCCUUAAAUGGCUUGGAUUUAGAGGAUCUGAAGGUCUUGAAUCUCGAAACCUAUCCGAAAAGGAUAUCAUGUUGGAUGAUGAAAGUGUUGAUGGCACUAGUUUUGAAGACAAAGAUGAUACCAGCGACGACGAAAUAGAAGAUUGGUAAGGCAGAGGAAAUCAUAUAUGAAAAGAGGCCCGCGAUGCGGUUUUGAGUUUGUAAAUUUUGUAAAUGGGUUAAAUUUAUCGGCUUUCCAAAUUCCAUUCCACCUCUUUUCCAUUUUAGAUUGUUAGGAAUUUCCUAUUUCAAUGCAAUUAAAUUGUUGGAACAGUUGCAUAUUUGUUGGGUUUUGGGAAUGGAAAGCUUGUGAGCCAGGGCUAACCAUUGGGCCAUAUCUACCA
Messenger RNA from Rhododendron vialii, 2358 nucleotides. RefSeq names its product cell cycle checkpoint protein RAD17. The record is from RefSeq and is a predicted model, not a curated record. The transcript is spliced from 12 exons. The coding region runs from base 251 to 2125 and encodes 624 amino acids. Gene Ontology annotation, biological process: DNA damage checkpoint signaling; DNA repair; mitotic DNA replication checkpoint signaling. NCBI's taxonomy places the organism in Eukaryota, Viridiplantae, Streptophyta, Magnoliopsida, Ericales, Ericaceae. Gene Ontology annotation, molecular function: chromatin binding.